Messenger RNA from Colletotrichum fioriniae, 1143 nucleotides. The record is from RefSeq and is a predicted model, not a curated record. NCBI's taxonomy places the organism in Eukaryota, Fungi, Ascomycota, Sordariomycetes, Glomerellales, Glomerellaceae.
AUGUCAAAACGCACAACCUUUACCACAAUCUCCCCUCUACCCCCAGGCAUCACCCGCGAUGCCGUCCUCGACUUCCUCCACAACCACCUCGAGAUGAUCGACCUCAACCCCCUCAUCAAAGAGCGUCACCUCAUCCCCCCUCCGCCCAACGCGCCCCCGGAAGAGCACGCCUGCGCCUGGUACUCCCUCACCGACGAAAUCUCCUACCUGCCCGGCGGCCUGGCCACGGGAAACGUCAGCUACACUUGCUGCUUCCACGACCUGCCCACCGGCCUGCAGACCCACUGCUACGCGCCCAUGGGCCUCGAGAUCCGCGACAAGUGGACCGUCGCCGGCUCUUUACCCGGAGAACCCAUCGAGCCCGUCGAGCUCGGCAUCGGCGCCCCGCUUACGGGGCUCUACAUCCGCGAGGACGUCGAUAUGCGCUGCAACGUCUUCACCUCGUCCUUUGUCAAGAAGACGCUCAAGAAGAGCCAUGGCUUGCUGGUCGACCGGUUAAAGACAAAAGUCCACCGCGCUGUCGUCGCCGCCGCGCAUCAACGGCACGGGAGUCAGAACUCGCUAUCGGGGUCUAUAAGGUCCGGCUCAAGCGGGAACAGCGCACCGCAACCACCGUUCCCGCCGACACAGCAUCAAACGUACCCGAAUACGACUUACACGAACAACAACGCUCUCGGAAACCAGAUCAGUCUCCCAUAUAGGCCCUCAUAUCCCAACAACAACAACAACAACAACAUCAACCCCGUAACCGCUCCAACUCCAGCACCGACGCCCCCGGCCAGCGACGGCUCCCAAACCUCACAAAACGCAUACCCGGAACCCCUCCGUGUCCGCCGCACCACCCAAACUGGCUCGACGAUGUCCCAUCAACAUCAACAUCACCAGAAGCCGUCGUGGCCGGAUAUCAAAUCGCAGCCGUCCACAGCCAAUGGUUAUGCGCAGGUUAACUUCUUGGGCGGCGGCGGCGGCGGCGGCCACAACGCCUACGAUGCGAAACCUUUACCUCCGUCGCCGUACGCGGGUGGGAGAGCAGCGGGAGGUGGCGGUGGUGGCGAUGCCGGUCAGCAGCAGCAGCAGCGGAAUGGGUGUCAGCAGAACAGUGGCGCGACGCUGCAAGGGCCCUUUGUUGCUGAGCUGGAGUGA